AUGGAAGACUACGACAAAGCCACCAAGCUUUUUAACAGCAUCAUCGAUCAUUAUGAGCCUUUACAGGCGCCUGACAAUGAAUAUAAACCAAUACCGCUUCUACGCAACACGAAGGAGGGGGUCUCCGUUAAAGACGACUGUCUGGCCCUUUUCUUUACUUUUAUCGAAGCCAAUCGGCUUGGAGCAUUGGCUGCAAAACCCACUCAACCUACGCCGACAUCUCUUUCUCGUGCCCAACUAUCACAAUCGGCCAUUGGCACUCCACAAAAAUUCGACAUUCAGAAGGCUGAGGAGCGAUACAAAAAGGACGCAAUCAACGUGGAAGACGAUGGUGGAGAUUCUCUGCUGCCAGAAAGAAAUGAUAUGGCCUAUCUGGAAGUGGCGCAUAUAAUUGCUCAUUUUCUGGUGUCGCUUAGCAAUAUUGGGGGAGCCAAAACUACUUCCCAGACCGAGCCAAAGCAAAUAAGCCACAAAAUUCUGAAGAUGUUCAAUCCCAGAACUGUCCGCCUUAUCAGCGGGACUGACAUUGACCGACUGAUGAAUGCGCUCACCUUGACUCAUGACCUUCAUAGGUUAUUCGGUAAUUUUGAGAUUGCAUUUGAGCCGAUUGACAGUCAACCGCAGACCUACAAAAUCAAGUACGUAAAUGCAGGCCGCAUAUUUCGAGGCCACUGGCUUCCUGUUACCCGCACACUCUAUGUCACCCCCGGGAGAAGUAUAGAGCCACCUUCUAUUCAACUUUCGGAACUUCAUCAUGCCAUCGGUCAGAUUCUUCAUUCAAGUGCCGCGGGCAAGUAUAUCGAUAAACUCAUUCGGGACACGGAAGAUAUAGAAGGAGGACGAAUGUGUUCGAACGGUUCUACUCGCAUUGAUGAUUACAUUCGUUACAGACUCACUGGUCAAGGACUGUUUUAUGGUAGGUCUAGAUAA
Molecule: messenger RNA, 930 nt
Organism: Aspergillus alliaceus
Lineage: Eukaryota; Fungi; Ascomycota; Eurotiomycetes; Eurotiales; Aspergillaceae
Product: HNH endonuclease signature motif containing protein
Exons: 4
Coding region: 1-930 (309 amino acids)
Source: RefSeq, a predicted model, not a curated record